Wyeomyia smithii (pitcher-plant mosquito) is the source of this 1120-nucleotide messenger RNA. RefSeq names its product transcription factor grauzone-like. The transcript has 2 exons. NCBI's taxonomy places the organism in Eukaryota, Metazoa, Arthropoda, Insecta, Diptera, Culicidae. The coding region runs from base 103 to 1047 and encodes 314 amino acids. The record is from RefSeq and is a predicted model, not a curated record. Gene Ontology annotation, molecular function: zinc ion binding. Gene Ontology annotation, cellular component: nucleus.
GCUUCAUUUUCACACCAGCAGCCACCGUAACAGCGACAAGCUGGCUGACGAGGUGUCGUAAAAUCCGGUUAUGACAAAAUCGUUUGAAUUCGCAACCAAAGCAUGGCCACAUACCAACAACAAACAGACGAUAGAGAUUGUUUGACCUGUGGGCGAAAACCGCUUAACUUUUACCGUAUAACAUCCAGCGAGAUCAAGGAGCAGCAAUCGCAGCCCGAUAUUUGUGCAGUUUUGUGCAGGCAUUUUUGGUUUCAGGAUGAGAACCUGCAGGACGAUAUAAUCUGUAAGGUGUGCUGGGAGAAGGUCAGUGAAUUUCAUCAGUUUUAUCUCGAAGUCGAGAAACAUCAUCAGACGGCCCCUGUACUGGUGAAAGAGGAGUACGAGAACCGAACGACUGACGUUGAACAGAACUAUGACACACAAUUGCCGUCAAUAACCAUUAAAAGUGAACUACCUCCUGAGUCAGCUUAUGAUCAGCAUGAGGUUUCCGAUGGCGUUGAAGCAACCGAUGAUGAAAACCCCUCCGAGUACGAACCGGAACCAGAAGUAGAAGAGCCGCGUAAAAAGCGUAAAUACACGCGCCGAACCGGCACUGAAAGAAAAGAGAAGGUGAAGAAACAAUCGUCUGUGUAUGUACCGAAAACACCAGAGGAGCGAGAAUCGGAAGAUCGUUUCAUUCGGCAGCACACGCGCUAUGUUUGUGAGGAUUGUAACAUCGAGUUCGAGCAGUUCCAUGUGUUUCAGCGGCAUAGCCUGCAGACACACGAGAAGGAAGGUUUCAUCACGUGCUGUGGCAUUCGGCAUCGGAAACGCUCGGUACUGUUGCAACACGUUCAACACGCGCUGAACCCGGAUGCGUUUAAAUGCGAGCUGUGUGGUAGAACCUAUAAAAAUCGCUUUGGAUACAAUCGUCACAAAAAAGAUGCACCCGAAGGAAUGGCUCGAGCAGCGGCUAGCCAAGUAUGGAACGCCCCGCACUGGUGGUGGGGCGAGCGUUGGACAGCAGCGGCAAAGUACGGCAGAGGAAUUGCUGCAGUGAAUGUUUGAAGGUAUUUUUUCUGAAUUAUUAACGUAGGGUUACGUUCUAAUAAAAAAAAAUGAAAAGUAUGAUGACUAAGGG